UUUGUUUUGGGCUGAGUGAGAUUUAUUGCCCCUGUAAUUAUCAGUUAUAGUAUAACUUUUUAUUGCCCUCCGGCCCCACUGAGGGCUGUUUUUUUUCCUGCUGUGGCUCCUCUAUUGCAGCCGGAGGGCCCCACUCACCGCUACACUGCUUGUUCCGACUCCGCACAGGAUACACAGGCACUGAGCAGUGGAAGAGUCUAUGAAGAACAGAAGGGGGGGGCACUCACACGGCACACAGAGGGGGGGCCCUGUACCCCCAUAUAACACAGCUUUGUGAUGCCAGCAGGCCUGUGCUUGGGGACGCAGAGAUGUCCCUCAUUUGCCUGGCAGACUUCGAGGCCUACGCCAAGGAACACCUGCCCAAAGCCACGUGGGAGUAUUACGCGGCCGGAGCGGACGAAUGCUGCACCAGGGACGAUAACCUGCAGGCGUUCAGGAGGAUCCGCCUGAGGCCCCGGAUGCUUCGUGAUGUCUCUGUAAUGGACACUAAGACCACGGUGUUGGGGGAAGAGAUCAGCUGCCCCAUUGGCAUUGCCCCCACAGCAUUCCACUGCCUGGCCUGGCCCGAUGGCGAGAUGAGCACGGCUAGAGCGGCCGAGGCUCUCAAGCUCCUGUACGUGGCCAGCACCUACGCCACCUGCUCCGUGGAGGAAAUUUCCGAGGCUGCGCCGGAAGGUCUGCGCUGGUUCCAGCUCUACGUGUACCGGGACCGCAAGCUGUCGGAGCAGCUGAUUCGCCGAGUGGAGGCCCUGGGCUUCAAGGCUUUGGUGCUCACCGUGGAUGUGCCCUACACGGGCAAGCGCAGGACCGACAUCCGCAACAACUUCCGCCUUCCGCCGCACCUCAAGGUCAAGAACUUCGAGGGGGUGUUCGAGGGACAUGGUGGCCCCGAUAACUAUGGGGUCCCCCUCAAUACCCUGGACCCAUCAGUGAGCUGGAAGGACAUUUGCUGGCUGCGGAGCGUCACCAGUCUGCCAAUUGUCAUCAAGGGAAUCCUGACCAAGGAGGACGCGGAGCUGGCGGUGGUGUACGGUGUCCAGGGGAUCAUUGUGUCCAACCACGGGGGGCGCCAGCUGGAUGGGGAACUCGCCACGAUUGAUGCCCUGGCGGAGAUCGUGGAAGUGGUACAAGGCCGGAUAGAAGUCUAUUUAGAUGGAGGGAUCCGGACAGGAAGCGACGUGCUGAAAGCGAUCGCCCUGGGGGCAAAGUGCGUGUUCUUGGGGCGCCCCAUCGUCUGGGGUCUCACCUACAAGGGCGAAGAAGGGGUGAAGGGCAUCCUGCAGAUACUCACAGAUGAAUUCCGGCUCUCCAUGGCCCUUUCAGGCUGCCGGAACGUCUCCGAGGUCAACCGAAACCUCAUCCAUGUGGCCAAACUCUAGGGCGGAGCUGUGGCACCAUCGCUGUAUGGGGGGGUCAGAGGGGCCAACUUUGCCCCCCCCCCCCAAUCAAUCCUGUGCUGCUCUGCUGAAAUUAAACUUUAUUUAUAUUCCAAA
Messenger RNA from Xenopus tropicalis (tropical clawed frog), 1493 nucleotides. RefSeq names its product hydroxyacid oxidase 2 (long chain) (gene hao2). Gene Ontology annotation, molecular function: FMN binding; (S)-2-hydroxy-acid oxidase activity; oxidoreductase activity. The coding region runs from base 309 to 1379 and encodes 356 amino acids. The record is from RefSeq and is a predicted model, not a curated record. Gene Ontology annotation, cellular component: peroxisome. The transcript has 8 exons. NCBI's taxonomy places the organism in Eukaryota, Metazoa, Chordata, Amphibia, Anura, Pipidae.